AUGCGUUUUGUGAUUGGCGCUUACGCCCAGCAUACACCUGAGGGGAAAUGUGGGGGCAGCCCACAGAGCCUCAUCGAAUUUGGGUGUGGUCCAGCGAGGCAUGCAGUGGAGGCUUGCCUGCAGGGCAUCGAGCGAGUGACAGCACUUGACGCCAACCCGAGAAUGCUGGAGUAUGCAGGGAAGCUGGCGGCAGCUGCUGGCGCCAAAGUGCAAUUCAUAGAGGGGCGAUUGGAGGAGGUGUUCAGCAGUGAGGCCAAUCUCCCGGAGGAGUUUAUGCCGGCUGACCUGGCGCUGCUCCCGCUGAAUACGGUGGCGCAUGCGCUGACUAACGAUGACGCGCUGCGCUGGCUGGCAGCUGCCGGGAAUGCGCUGCGGCCGGAAGGACUUUUAGUAAUGGAGCUUCCUCCCUUGGAUGAUGUCUUCAAUGGCAACCUUCUUCAGGGAGAUGAGUGGGAGUUGGAGGGAGAAGAAGAGGGAGAGAAUGACCUGAAGAUUGUGUUUGGCACAAAAUUAGACCGCUUCGACUUCUGCUCACAGGAGCUGCAGCCUCUUGCCAGGCUGGCUGGCUUCGGUGUAGAGGGUGUGUAUGGAGACAUGGAGCAACCUCCGCACCCGGAUGCAGACCUGCGGACCAACAAAGAAGCCCAGUGCAUAUCCUACCGAUUCAUUGUUGUCCUGAAGAAGCAGCAAGAAAGCUGA
This is a messenger RNA of Coccomyxa subellipsoidea C-169, 699 nucleotides long. RefSeq lists its product as hypothetical. The record is from RefSeq and is a predicted model, not a curated record. The coding region runs from base 1 to 699 and encodes 232 amino acids. Lineage: Eukaryota; Viridiplantae; Chlorophyta; Trebouxiophyceae; Coccomyxaceae. The transcript is spliced from 5 exons.